Molecule: messenger RNA, 972 nt
Organism: Sparassis crispa
Lineage: Eukaryota; Fungi; Basidiomycota; Agaricomycetes; Polyporales; Sparassidaceae
Exons: 3
Coding region: 1-972 (323 amino acids)
Source: RefSeq, a predicted model, not a curated record
AUGCGUUCUUCCACCUUCCUUGCAAUGGUCACUGUUGUGGCUACUCCUGUUCUCGUCGGCGCUGUCCCCACUCCGGCCGAUGGCUCUGAGGCUCUGAGCUUCGGUGACGGCUUGAAAAUUGGCAAGGAUGUCUUAGGCAAUUUCCAGAGUGGCAACAACAACAAGAACCAGCAGCACUCCCGUGACUACGAGGAGCUUCUGGCCCGCGAUUUCGACGACAUUAUGGCGCGUGCUGAGCCUGCUCCCACUCACGCCGUGCAUGAGCAUGUUCACCAGCAUGCCCACAAACACCAUGCCCAUAAGCACCAGGAGAACCUCAAGCAUCACUACGAUCAGAAGGACGUUCCCGGGCAUGCGCACCAAGCUGAGCACACUGCGGAGCACUUUGUCACGCACCCUACUUCCGAGCACGCUGUCGUUUCCCCUGCGCACCUCGUGCGCGAGCCUUCUCCGUACAGGCUAGCGAGCAGCCACGCAGGCGUCAGGCCUCGGGAUAUUGAAGAGCGCGAACCUUCUCCGUACAGGCCAGCGAGCAGCCACGCGGGCGUCAGGCCUCGGGAUAUUGAAAAGCGCGAGCCUUCCCCGUACAGGCCAGCGAGCAGCCACGCGGGCGUCAGGCCUCGGAAUAUUGAAGAGCGCGAGCCUUCCCCGUACAGGCCAGCGAGCAGCCACGCGGGCGUCAGGCCUCGGAAUAUUGAAGAGCGCGAGCCUUCCCCGUACAGGCCAGCGAGCAGCCACGCGGGCGUCAGGCCUCGGAAUAUUGAAGAGCGCGAGCCUUCUCCGUACAGGCCAGCGAGCAGCCACGCGGCCGUCAGGCCUCGGAAUAUUGAAGAGCGCGAGCCUUCCCCGUACAGGUCAGCGAGCAGCCAUGCGGGCGUCAGGCCUCGGAAUAUCGAAGAGCGCGAGCUCAAGGAUCGCGACUGGUACAAUGACAUCUUCGCUCGCAGCACGAACCUUGAUGAGCUGGACUGA